AUGGCUCUCAAUAAAUGGUUGUGUGAUAUUGUUUUAACGUCCAAUGAUAAUUGUGAUUGUAUUAGCUCCACAUCUAAACUUAAUUUAAAAGUUUUUUUGUUUGUAAAGAGAACUUUAUUAUAUUAUUUAGACACUGCAAAUUUACCAGAAAUAUCUUUAGGAUUUUCUACCAAUAAAGAUUUGACAAGAGUGUCUGCAGAACUCAAAAAAUUUUAUGUUAAAUGUUAUGGGAAAAUUAGUGAACUUCAACCACUAUUAAAAGCACCUGCAAAUGUUGAUCUUAUGGAUAAAUUUGUUGAUCUAUGUAUUGUUGAUGCAGCGAAGCCACAAGUGGAUGCUGUUUUUAGUGUUGAACGAAAGGAAUUUCUUGAAAAGCAAAUGCGUUAUACACCAAUUCCAUAUAGUGAACUAUUUAAAAAUGAAAAUUCAGUAAUAUUAAUAUCUGGAAUUGCUGGUAUUGGGAAAACAUGGUUGCUUAGAAAAUGUUUGCUUGAUUGGUCAAAUGAUUUAAUUUGGAAAAAUGUUGAACUUGUUUUUUAUUUAGAAUGCAGGAGAAUUAAUCAAUAUGAAAAUGUUUCAAAUAUUAAUGAUCUACUAAGCGUUUUCUUCAAAGAUAUUAUAAGUAAUUUUAAUAUUAGUAUUGACACUGCACUGUUUAUAAUUGAUGGAUUAGAUGAGUUUAAAUAUUUCAAUGAGUUAUCAAAUCCGAGAUUAAAAUGUAACUAUCCGCUUGUUAAUGUUUUAGCAGAAAUUCAAAAUUAUAAACAUUUAGUUACUGGUAGAGUUUACGCAAUUGAUCAAUACCAAAGUAUAUAUACAGAUCAGAGUGAUAAAUUAACCAUUCAAAUAAUGGGGUUUAAUGAAAAUGGAAUAAUGAAUUAUGUAGAAAAUCAUGUUAUGGAAGAAAAUAAAGAAAUUGUAAAAGCAAUUUUAAAGGAAUCUCCGAUAGCAAAAGCUAUGGCAUCUGUUCCUUUUUAUUUAUCUUCCAUGUGUAAAAUUAUCAGUGAUUCGAAAGAAAUAAGUACAAGAUCUUUCUUAACAAUGACAGAUCUGUAUGCAAAUAUUUUUUUAUACUUUUUAAGAAAACACAUCAUCAAAAACAAUGAAAUGAUUUAUCAAAUAAUGGAAAACGAUUCUAAUAAAACAUAUAUUUUAUAUAUUUGUAAAAUUGCAUAUGAAUUGUAUGUUGUAAAUAAAGUAAUUUUUUCCAAAAAAGAACUUCAAACUUAUAUUGAUGACUUUGAUAAAAAUGAAAAUUUUUAUGGAUUUAUAGAAAGAAUUGAAACAGAUCUGGGUUGUUUUUAUCAGUUUGCUCAUUUGACAAUAAUGGAGUUUUGUGCAUCUGUUUAUGCAUACAAUUGUUUAAAUAGUGAAGAAAUUAUGACCAAUGAAAAGCUAAAGAGUUGUUUAUCAAUGAUUUGUGGAUUAUCUAAUACUAGUGAAAAUAGUUUAAUAAAGUUUCUUGUUAACCUGAAUCCUUCAAAAAAAUCUUCUAAUCCUUCAAAAAAUUCCUAUAAAAAAUCUAUUCAAUUUAUAAAGAAUCUAUUCAAGAAUUCUUCAAAAAAGUCUGAUGAAAAAUCUAUCCUUUUGUAUUCUAUUUUGGGUCAAGAUGUUCUUGUGUUGGGCGUUGAGGUUACGAGUCACCUUGUGGUUUUGCAAGAAAACCAUGUAUUUGCAAGAAACGAUGAAACAAGAAACGAUUGUUUUGCAAGAAACGAUGUAUACAUCGUUUCUUGCAAAACAAUUGCAUAAAUAUUCUUUCUUCACUUUGUUUAAGAUAAAUUAAAUUAGUAUAAUAUUUGAACUAAAAUUUAGGUCUGUCUUUAUCAAAUAGCAGUUCAAUAGUAGUCAAAUCAGCAUCAAGUU
Messenger RNA from Hydra vulgaris (swiftwater hydra), 1866 nucleotides. The record is from RefSeq and is a predicted model, not a curated record. NCBI's taxonomy places the organism in Eukaryota, Metazoa, Cnidaria, Hydrozoa, Anthoathecata, Hydridae.